This is a messenger RNA of Trichoplax adhaerens, 1413 nucleotides long. RefSeq lists its product as uncharacterized. Gene Ontology annotation, cellular component: nucleus; chromatin. NCBI's taxonomy places the organism in Eukaryota, Metazoa, Placozoa, Uniplacotomia, Trichoplacea, Trichoplacidae. The record is from RefSeq and is a predicted model, not a curated record. Gene Ontology annotation, biological process: regulation of DNA-templated transcription; chromatin remodeling. The annotation marks the transcript as partial. The transcript is spliced from 11 exons.
GGUCGUGAUACAAAUCAGCUUCGUUUCCUGAAGACAGUUAUAGAUGGCCUAUGGAAGCACAGAUACGCCUGGCCAUUUCGGCAGCCUGUUGAUCCUGUCAAGCUUCAAUUACCGGACUACUUCAAGAUCAUCAAGAAGCCGAUGGAUUUAGGCACAAUAAAGCGAAAGUUGGAAGGGAAAAUGUAUCAUUCUGCAAAAGAAUGUAUGGAUGAUAUUCUCCGAACAUUCACUAAUUGCUAUACUUAUAACAAAACCAGCGACGAUAUUGUUCUAAUGUGCGAAGAAUUAGAAAAAGUAUAUAAAAAGAAAUUAGCUCAAAUGCCUGCACAGGUAAAGUACAUAAAAAAUACCUAUAAUGUAAAGAAAGGCGUUAAAAGAAAAGCUGACACAACAACACCGACACCGAUUCAUACAAUUCCCGCCAAAUCAGAAUCCAAUAGAAAUCAGUCGAAACGACGGAUUAAGAAGCCAGUUCUUAAGGAGUUAAUGCUGAAGAAGCAUCGAGCUUACGCGUGGCCAUUUUAUGAGCCAGUCAACGCAGAAAAGCUUGGACUUACCGAUUAUUAUGAAAUUAUAAAGCAUCCUAUGGAUCUUGGAACUGUUAAGGAUAAAUUUGAAAAAUUAGAGUAUAAAGCUAUUAAUGAAUUCGCUGCUGACGUACGAUUGAUCUUUACCAAUUGUUACAAAUACAAUCCUUCUGAUCAUGAUAUUGUAAACAUGGCGAGGAGAUUGCAGGAUGUAUUUGAAUUUAAGUAUGCUCAAAUACCUGAUGAAUCUACCAAUACCAAGGGUAAAGCUUCAAAAAAAUCAUCUCAAGGUACGUCUAAACCUAAACCUAAGCAGCCUGUCAAAAAGAAACAACGAAAGAAAACGCCUCCACCAAAAAAAAGAAAAAAGUCUUACAAUUCUGAGGUACUGGAUGUCGAGCCUAUGACAUACGAUGAAAAGAGGCAGCUUAGUCUCGAUAUAAACAAAUUGCCAGGAGACAAACUAGGCCGUGUCGUGCAUAUUAUUCAAUCAAGAGAACCAGCAUUGCGUGAAUCAAAUCCUGAAGAAAUUGAAAUAGACUUUGAAACUUUGAAACCUUCUACAUUACGCGAAUUGGAACGCUAUGUACAGUCAACUUUAAAGAGACAAAAACGACCUAGCGUCAAGAAGGCUGAUCCGGUUGUUUUAGGAAAAGAACAUGCAAAGAAGAAGGAAGAAUUAGAAAGAAGGUUGCAAGAUGUAAGUGAUAGGUUAGGCUCCGCACCUCCAAUCAAGAGAAAGAAAGUAAUUGAUGUAGUUGGCAGUCGUGCUGCACGGUUAAGCGAAACCAGCGACUCAGAGUCGUCUGGAUCUUCUUCUGACUCUGAAUCCAGUUCAGGAUCAUCAUCAGCAAGUUCUAGUGAAUCAGAAUCAGGUAGUAAUUAG